AGAGAUGCAAAGCCCGGAGGGGGAGGCGUGGUGGUGAAACCAAUGGAUCUGGGACUGAGCGCGUGGCCCAGGCGGGUCCUGCCCAGAACCUGCCUGCCACCGCUGGGGAAGGAGGCAGCUCCCAGGGUGCUGCAUUCAUCAGAACUGCCGAGCUGAUCACAUGGUUUUCUUCCUGCCUUCCCCGUUAGCUGCUCCUUGUCAGCAGCUGGCGGAGCCCGAGGCCGCAGGCCAGUGUCUGCAGAAAACCUUUCCCGGCCCUACGUUGCAGAACGCCAGCCUCCUGCUCGCGCUCCCACCCCCGCGCCGCCGCCAGCCCGCCUCGCCAACUAAAUGGUUUUCCUCCGUGCCAGGGAGAUUACCGUGGAUCCCAAGGAAGCUGCCUCCUACUAGGCCAUGUUUGCAUUUGAAGAAUUCAGUGAACAGAGUAUUUGCCAAGCCCGGGCUUCCGUGAUGGUCUACGAUGACACCAGUAAGAAAUGGGUGCCAAUCAAACCAGGACAGCAGGGAUUCAGCCGGAUCAACAUCUACCACAACAACGCCAGCAAUACCUUCAGGGUCGUGGGAGUUAAACUCCAAGACCAACAAGUCGUGAUCAAUUAUUCAAUUGUGAAAGGGCUGAAGUACAAUCAGGCUACGCCAACAUUUCACCAGUGGCGAGAUGCCCGGCAGGUCUAUGGCUUGAAUUUUGCCAGCAAGGAAGAAGCGACCACCUUCUCCAAUGCAAUGCUCUUUGCUCUGAACAUCAUGAAUUCCCAAGAUGGAGGCCCCCCCUCUCAGCGCCAGGUGCAGAAUGGCCCUUCUCCUGAUGAGAUGGAAGUCCAGAGAAGGCAAGUGAUGGAACAACAGCAACAGCGUCAGGAGUCCUUGGAGAGAAGAACCUCAACUCCAGGUCCCAUCCUCCCCCCAGGACACCCCUCGUCCACAGCCACUGCCCCCGUACCUUCAGGAGGGCCACCCCCGCCCCCACCCCCGCCAGUGCCCCCUCCACUCACAGGGGCAGCACCACCUCCACCACCACCACCACUGCCAGUAAGCGGGGUGCAAAGCGCCAUCCACGAUGAUGCUUCAGUGUCUGGACUUGCAGCAGCCCUGGCAGGCGCAAAACUACGAAGAGUCCAGCGGCCAGAAGAUGGUCCUGGGGUUUCCAGUCCCAGUGGAACUUCGAAGUCAGAAGCCAACCGGACGAGCAGCGGUGGUGGCGGGGGAGGCCUCAUGGAGGAAAUGAACAAACUGCUGGCCAAGAGGAGAAAAGCAGCAUCCCAGACUGACAAGCCAGCAGAUAGGAAGGAAGACGAAAGCCAAACCGAAGAAUCUAGCACCUCGCCUUCCCCAGGGACCCGAGGGGCUGGACAGCCACCAAAUGCCUCAGAUCCUGGGAAGAAGCCCUGGGAGAGGAGCAAUUCUGUGGAGAAGCCUGUAGCCUCAUUACUCUCCAGAACCCCGUCAUCGGCGAAGAGCCCCGAAGCUAAGAGUCCCAUUCAGUCACAGCCACACAUUAGGAUGAAGCCUGCUGGUAGUGGCAACGAAGGUGCUUUAGAUGCCUUAGAUUUUGACCGGAUGAAACAGGAAAUACUGGAAGAAGUGGUCAGAGAGCUACACAAAGUCAAAGAGGAGAUCAUUGAUGCAAUCCGGCAGGAGCUGAGCCGGAUCAGCACGACAUAGUGAUGGGCCAGCCUCGAACUGGCCCAGGGAUUCCAGCCUGGCCCAGGACUCUAGGAAGACUGAAUCAUCUCACAGGGCACCAAGGUGCUCCAAGGGCACUUCCCACCCCACCCCCUCACCCCACCCCACCCUCUACUCCUUGGUCCAGAAUCCCUUUUUAUUAGCAGACUCAGCACAUGGUGAAGCUUUGCUGUCUGAGAUUCACUUCAUUUAAAAAGUCUUAACCUAAAGGAAAAAAAAUUUAAAAAAAAAAAAAGGAUUUGAAAUUCCUGGAUUUUCUCAAGCCCACCUGACACUGCCCAUUCGGUUGUUUGUUGCCUUUUUUGUAUUUUGUAUUUGCUUAUCUACGUGUAGGAUAUUUCUUUUUAGUGGUAGAGAGGACAUCAGGAGCUGAUUGCUUCCUAGGUGACAGAAGGGCCCUGGGCCCAGCCAUCAGCAGCUGAGGAGCAUCUGCCAACAGUAAGAGGACAGUUGUCACGAGCGGGGCCCCACCUGGAAACACAAAGGCAGAGGCGCUUGGGGCGCGGGAUGAGUGGGUGGAUUCCAGGGUCUCACAAUAUCCAAACGGUACGUCAGUGCGCCGCAGUAUCUGUGUUCAUAUGGGUAAUAAACUGUUUCCUGUCCACCCAGA
Molecule: messenger RNA, 2293 nt
Organism: Trichosurus vulpecula (common brushtail)
Lineage: Eukaryota; Metazoa; Chordata; Mammalia; Diprotodontia; Phalangeridae
Gene: EVL
Product: Enah/Vasp-like
Exons: 14
Coding region: 394-1662 (422 amino acids)
Biological process (GO): positive regulation of actin filament polymerization; actin polymerization or depolymerization; protein homotetramerization
Cellular component (GO): cytoskeleton
Molecular function (GO): profilin binding; actin binding; SH3 domain binding
Source: RefSeq, a predicted model, not a curated record